Messenger RNA from Apis florea (little honeybee), 2913 nucleotides. Its product is annotated as protein THEM6. Lineage: Eukaryota; Metazoa; Arthropoda; Insecta; Hymenoptera; Apidae. The record is from RefSeq and is a predicted model, not a curated record.
AUAUCAUUUCCAAUUCUAUUUUUUGCGAUAAUUCUCUGUAAAGCGCAAACAUCUAUGCAACGCACGACCAUAGUUCGAUUCCCCCAUUAAAAAAGGCGGCAAGGAUUUUGACGUCAACGCGCAGCAAGGUUUCGCCUCCCACUAAGGAACACCAGGCUUCGUGGUUGGAAAUCCUCGGCGCAGAUGCGACUUCGGAAAGGGACGUUCCGACGCCUGUAACGACGUCACCGCGGCAUCGAAACCGGGGAACGCGGUUGAUCAGCAGUUUCUGAGAUGUCGACACGAACGCAUACUUCUUGCCGUUAAUUCUACGUGUGCUCCUCGCGUGUGUACCUCGUGCGUGUGCGCGUGUAUUUCGCGCGUAUAAAGACACACACACAAAAAAAAAAGAAGAAGAACAAAAGAAAAGGAAGGAAAAAACGCUUGGAUACGUGCCGAUGCGUCUCAUAAUGGGACUGUUGGCCGUGCGACGUCGGUCCACCUGCUAUCCUUUGUCAUGCUAAUUGUGCAACCUGACUUCCCUUCUUCGACGAGAAGCGAGCGAGGAAACACCGUACGUCCCGACGAAUCGAUAAAGCGGGGUGUGGCUUUGCAACGGUGGAGAAUUUCCAAAGUCUGACCACGCGGGGAUCUGUUAUUCCCGAUUCAAUCGGAGAACGGGCGGGAUACGAGGUUGAUAGAUCAGAAUGAUAGCCUGCUGGGUAUUGACCGGUGUGUUCGGGGCUAUCGUGUUGCUCUACGGGGUGAUAGAGGUCCACUAUUUUCUUCGCAUGUUCUUCAUCGUGUUCUUCGCGCGUUUCUGCAAGAAGAGAGUUCGCAUCCUCGACGAGACCACUGUAUACGGUAUCUGCACCACGACGGACGUGGAUCCAUUGCUUUCCCACAUGAACAACGCGAGAUACCUUCGCGAGCUCGAUUUCGCCAGGGCGGAUUUUUACGAAAGGACCAACCUCUAUCGCGAGAUAUGCUCGCAGGGAUCGGGUGUCGUGCAAGGAGCGGCGACGAUACGUUAUCGUCGUUUCCUGAAACCUUUCUCCAUCUUCAAAAUAACUUCUAAGAUUAUAUAUUGGGAUGAAAAAUCCAUAUUCAUGGAGCAUCGAUUCAUCACGACCAGCGAUGAAUUCGUGAGGGCUAUCGCUAUAUGCAGGCAAAAACUUUUGGACUGUAACGCCGAGACUAUAAUCAGCACUCUAAUGGAACGGGGCGUGAAGCAAAACGUAGAGGCGGGCGCACCGCAGAUACACAACGUGAGGCCGCAAAUGCCGCCGGAAGUCGCGAGAUGGUUGGAGAGUAACGAAAUCUCGUCGGCGCUUCUUCGUCAGAGUGCUGCGGUGACCACGCAUUGCUGACAAAAGGAGGAAGCGGCGUCCACCACAAAUGGCGCCGUCUCCACUUCCGUGUACGCGACUACGGCCGUCUAAGGUCGAAGAUUCGAUCGAUGCUGGCUUUCGUUGAUCGUGAAGGCGUUAAUUAAAUCUUCCACGUACCGUUCUUCCACCGAACGGCAUACGAGAUAGCUUCGAAUCAAUUUUUUAGGUGAACAAAUUAAACGGGUGAUCGUUAAGUUUGAAGCUUUUAUCGAUUGCAAGUCCGAUGGUUCAAUGGUCGAAGAGGGGCAGCUUAAUAUUGCCAUUUGUCCGCCUGAAAAUUUGGUUUAACGUUAUUUAACGUAGCGUGGUUUCGAUAAACAUGUAUACAUACAUACGUACAUAUGUAUAUAUAUAUAUAUAGCCGAUGUCAAAAAGAGAAAGAAAGGAAAUUGUUCGAAAGAAGAACAAGAUAUUUAAGAGUACAAAGGCUAGACAGAGGCGCGAAAUUAUUUUAAUAGGCAAUAGUAUAUGCGCGACUAUCGGACUGUAUAAGGUGUUGUCGUUUCUCCUCCCUCACGCGAGAGGCGAGAAUUUAUUUACAGAAUUUAUUUGAUAGAUCCCGUGAUUUCCAAGAUGCUUUACGAGAAAUUUGUCCAGCAUUCCGUGGAACGGAUUGCUAGAUGCGGCGUCGAGCAAGGUUACAGAUACGAAACCGUGUAAUCCAAAGGAGCUUCCAAAAUUAAAAAAUGAGCACCAUUUGUUAAAUAUUCCCCGUUGAAAGUAAUCGCGAGGCGUUAUUUACAUUUUUUAUUAUAUAUAUAUAUAUAUAUUAUAAUAUAGUAUAUAUAUUGUACAUACAGCGAUUGGCGCCGGUAAUUGAUUUCCGCGAGAGAGAGAGAGAGAGAGAGAGGAAGGGGGAGGGAGAGGAGAGAAUAAAUUAAUAGAAUUCUCUCGAGGAACUCUGAACAAUUUACAUAUUUACGAGCGCGUUAAGAGUGUUUAUACUUCUAUAACGUGUUACAGGUGCCUUUAACAUAAUUCGUGAUUCGUGGAUAUUCGCUUUUUUACGAUUAUCGAAUAAUUAGACCGUGACAUUGAUUUGCCACGCGUCGACUCGUUGCAAUUUUAAAUUCCAUUUGUUAUCAUUGCUGCAUUUAUUAUUAUUAUUAUUAUUAUUAUUAUUAUUUUCUAUGAUAGGACGUCCGGCAACCGGGAGUUGAAAAAAAAAAAAAGAAAUUGUAUGCGGCUCUCGCGUGAUUAAUUUUUCUUUUUAAAUCGUGUAGAACGCCUUGUUACCGACGCCAUUUGCACGAACAAAUUCAUUCAAGGUGUAUAUUUCGACUUAAAUUUCGAAGUAAAAAACGGUAUUCGUAGUUUCGUCAUUGAAAAGUAGCCGACGACGUAGCGAGUCUCGAACAGAAUAAAAUAGAAUUGUCCACCACGUGGAUAUACGUGGACACGUUAUUAUACUUCUAGAUGAUAAUAGUGCCAUUUUUUUUUUUUUUGUCAGAUAAUAUUGUGUUGAUCAUGUCGUUGAAGAUACCAUUAUCCAGGAGUAAGAAUAAAUAUUCCUUAGAUGGCUAAUGUUUCCUCGUUGAAAAAA